GCAAUUUCCAAAACGGGCCGGCCCAGAUCCGGGCCUCAAACCCUCGGCCCGAUUUAUUAUAUAUAAUUAGUAAAGUAGCAGAGGGUUUUUCUUUCUUCACUCCCCCACCACUGUUCACUUCACGCCCGCCCGUUCUCCUUCAUCCAGCUCGCGCCGACGAGAGUUACCCGCAUUAAAUAUUGAAAUGGCUUUUACUAGAGGCAUGAAGCGACCCAUUGAAAUUAUAUACAAAAGAUUGAGCAGUCCUGUGAAGUGUGGCCAUGCUUAUUCUACUUAUACAACGAGCAAGGGAGUCUCCUCCUCAGUGUCUAGGUUUUCGGAAAUUAAUGCUUCUGGUUUCUUAAACUAUUCUCGUUCAAUCAAUAAUUCCGGGAUUUGCUUCAUUCGGACAUACUCUUCUCAAAUCUCUGCAUCCGAACAAAUGAAUCUCAUUAAACAGCUGAGGGAGAGGACAAGUGCGCCAAUCAAGGAAGUCAAGUCUGCUCUUGUUGCUUGCCACUGGGAUAUUGAGGCUGCACAGAAGGAGUUGAGAAAAAAAGGAGUUGUUCUUGCAUCAAAGAAGUCUUCUCGAACUGCGGCCGAGGGAUUGGUUGCAGUGGCUCAGGAUGAAGAGAAGGCUGUGGUGAUUGAACUCAACUGCGAAACGGACUUUGUUGCCAGAAAUGACAUUUUCCAAUAUUUGGUUAGUAUGAGAAUUAGUUUCUUCCUCUGCUCAAUUGACUUUCAUUCUCCAGCUAUUGGGUACUUCCUUAGGCCUUUAGCUUUCUGGUUUUACUUUGUUGUUGCCUUAUCUCUGGCAAAGACUGCUUUGCAGCUUGAACGUUCUGCGGCUGCUGUCUAUGCUCAAAUAAAUAUUUCAGUUGCUCCCGAGUACCUGUGGGAUAACAAUGGAGAUGUUCUUUUGGCCUCCUUACGGUUAAUUUUGACAGUUCCCUUUACAUUUUUUAUUUUUCAGGAUUUGAAGGUGAAUUUCGACCAUCCUAAGCUAACUGGAGAGAGAACUGUACAGAAUGCAAUUGUAGAGGUUGCUGCAAUGAUGGGAGAGAAUGUCAAACUUAGAAGUGUGAUCACACUACCCGCGCCUUCACAUGGUGUUUUGUCUACAUAUCUCCAUACUAGUCCCCAACCAGGUAUAGGACGUAUUGCUGGACUUUUAUCACUUGAGGUGGAGGAUAAGAAUGUUUCCCUGGAUGCAGUCCAGCGUGUUGGAUCAGAAAUUGCUAUGCACUUGGUAGCUGCCAAACCAUUGUUCCUAAGCAAGGAAGAUGUUAAUUCUUAUUAUUUAGAAAAUGAACGUGAUAUUAUCCGAUCCCAGGCAGAGCGUACAGGGAAGUCUCAGAUGGCCAUAGAUAAGAUGGUUGAAGGUCGUCUAAGAAAGUAUUUCGAGGAAGUUGUUCUUCUGGAGCAAAAGUUUAUCGUAGAUGACACAAUUAACAUUAAGUUUUUUAUGAGCGAUUUCAACAUUUUAUACCCAUUAUUGCAGACACUGUUGAAUAAGUUGUCCAAGGAAGUUGGAUCCACCGUGAAAAUCGGUAACUUUCUCAGAGUAGAAGUUGGAGAAGGCCAUAGGAUUGAAGCAGCUAGUGGAACAGAGCCUGUAUCUCAGGUUGCGUUCACAACUGCCGCAAAAUCUCCGGCGAGCUCACUCGGCGACCUCUUGCUAGUCGCUUCCAUAGCCAAAACCCUGUCCAAGCCCGGAGGAAUUCACACUCUGGACAGAGAUGGCGACUCGAUCCCCCUCUCCGAGGAGCUUGUCCUCCAGAUCCUCCGCCGUGGCUCCCUCGACGCCUCCAGGAAACUGGAUUUCUUCCGGUGGUGUUCCCUCAGGCAUAAUUACAAACACUCGACGGGCACAUACUCUCAGAUGUUCAGGUCCAUCUGCUUUUUGCCCAACCGCCAUUACAACGAUAUCCUCGAGCUGCUUGCCUCAAUGAGGCGCGAUGGAUUAACGCUGGAUUCAUCGACUCUGAAGUUGAUCCUCGACGGAUUUAUCAGGUCCGGUAAGUAUGAUUCUGCCUUGGAAGUAUUGGAUUACGUCGAGAGGGAAUUGAUCGAUAAGAGGCGUUUGAGCCCUGAUGCGUAUGGCCCAAUUGUAGUUGCUCUUGUGAGAAAAAACCAGGUUUCGUUAGCUUUGUCUAUUUUUCUCAAGCUUCUGAAUUCAUCCACUGUUGGGGACAGUUUAGUCAUUCCCGAUGCUAUUGCCUGUAACGAGCUGCUCGUCAGCUUGAAGAAAUCAGGCAUGAAAGACGAAUUCAUGGAGGUUUUCGGUAAGCUUCGUGCCACGAAACUGUACCCGCUUGAUAGAUGGGGUUAUAACAUAUGCAUCCACACGCUAGGAUGCUGGGGUGAUUUGAGCAUUGCAUUGAGUCUGUUUAAGGAGAUGAAGGGGAAAAGUGGUUCGUUCGAUCCGGAUUUGUGCACGUACAAUAGCUUGAUACACGUGUUUUGCUCGCUUGGUAAGGUUAAAGAUGCCCUCACUGUGUGGGAAGAGCUGAAAAGCUCGUCAGGUCACGAACCCGAUUCGUAUACUUACCGAAUUCUCAUUCAGGGCUGUUGUAAAUCCUACAGAAUUAAUGACGCCCUGCAAAUAUUUAGUGAGAUGCAGUAUAACGGAGUACGUGCAGAGAAUGUUGUUUAUAACUCCCUUCUCGAUGGCUUGUUAAAGUCAAGGAAAUUGAACGAAGCCUGCAAUCUUUUUGAGAAAAUGGUGGAUGAUGACGGGGUUCGAGCCUCGUGCUGGACGUACAACAUACUCAUAGACGGGCUGUUAAAAAACGGGAGGCCUGCGGCUGCUUAUACCUUGUUUUCUGAUUUAAAGAAAAAAGGUAAUAAUUUCGUGGACAAUGUCUCAUAUAGUAUUGUGAUUUUGCAUGUUUGCCGGGAGGGAAAGAUCGAGGAAGCAUUGAAAUUGGUGGAGGAAAUGGAGGCUAGGGGUUUUGUGGUUGAUUUAGUCACGAUAACUUCGUUGUUAACUGCGCUUUACAGGCGAGGUCUAUGGGAUUUGACCGAGAAGCUUAUGCGGAAACAUAUAAGGGAUGGGAAUUUGGUCCUUUCUAUUCUCAAGUGGAAAUCGGCAAUGGAAGGCUCGCUGAAGAGCCCACAGAGUAAGGAUAAGGACCUCAUGCCAAUUUUCCCUUCAACAAACGAUAUUGCCGACUUCUUGAGUUUGUCAAAAUUAGAAGGUGGCAAAAUCAAAGAUUUCGAGCAGCCGGGUAAUAUUGAAAUUGACGAGUGGUCAUCAUCUCCUUACAUGGACAUGCUAGCGAAUAAAUUCACGUCUUGCGAUCAAAGUCCCGUAAAGGGUUUCACAAUGUCGAGAGGGGUACGAGUCAUGGCCAAAGGCGAGGACUCUUUCGACAUCGACAUGGUGAACACCUAUUUAUCGAUUUUCUUGUCCAAAGGGAAGUUGAGCCUCGCUUGCAAAUUGUUUGAGGUUUUCACAUCCAUGGGGGUGGACCCCGUUAGCUACACGUACAACUCGAUCAUGAGCUCGUUCGUGAAGAAGGGCUACUUUAGGGAGGCUUGGGCCGUGCUCGAUGCCAUGGGGGAGACCCUUAACCCAGCAGACAUAGCCACGUACAACAUUAUCAUCCAAGGCUUGGGGAAAAUGGGCCGUGCUGACCUUGCGAGUGCCAUUCUCGAAAAAUUGACGAAUGAGGGAGGGUAUUUAGAUGUCGUGAUGUACAACACGUUGAUUAAUGCGCUCGGGAAAGCGGGCCGGGUUGACGAAGCGGACGAGUUGUUCGGGCAGAUGAAGGCGGGCGGAAUAAAUCCGGACGUGGUUACUUAUAACACGCUCAUUGAGGUGCAUGCGAAGGCGGGUCGGGUUAAGGAUGCGUACAAGGUUUUGCGGAUGAUGUUGGAUGCCGGGUGUGCUCCGAAUCAUGUGACAGACACGAUUCUCGAUUUUCUGGAGAGUGAGAUCGAAAGGUUGAGAUACGAGAAGGCUUUUGCCGCCUUAUCUCUGGCAAAGACUGCUUUGCAGCUUGAACGUUCUGUGGCUGCUGUCUAUGCUCAAAUAAAUAUUUCAGUUGCUCCCGAGUACCUGUGGGAUAACAAUGGAGAUGUUCUUUUGGCCUCCUUACGGUUAAUUUUGACAGUUCCCUUUACAUUUUUUAUUUUUCAGGAUUUGAAGGUGAAUUUCGACCAUCCUAAGCUAACUGGAGAGAGAACUGUACAGAAUGCAAUUGUAGAGGUUGCUGCAAUGAUGGGAGAGAAUGUCAAACUUAGAAGUGUGAUCACACUACCCGCGCCUUCACAUGGUGUUUUGUCUACAUAUCUCCAUACUAGUCCCCAACCAGGUAUAGGACGUAUUGCUGGACUUUUAUCACUUGAGGUGGAGGAUAAGAAUGUUUCCCUGGAUGCAGUCCAGCGUGUUGGAUCAGAAAUUGCUAUGCACUUGGUAGCUGCCAAACCAUUGUUCCUGAGCAAGGAAGAUGUUAAUUCUUAUUAUUUAGAAAAUGAACGUGAUAUUAUCCGAUCUCAGGUACUAGUUGGAUACUUUUGGUGGUUUGAAGAUAGUUCAUGAAUAGACUUGCAUUAUAUAAAUGUUUAAACCUGCAGAAGUGUCUUGGUGUAAAUAAAAAAGUUACAUUGAUGACUGAUCACUCAAUUUUUUUUAAUGGC
Molecule: messenger RNA, 4626 nt
Organism: Striga asiatica
Lineage: Eukaryota; Viridiplantae; Streptophyta; Magnoliopsida; Lamiales; Orobanchaceae
Source: the annotation of a GenBank genome assembly